Eleginops maclovinus (Patagonian blennie) is the source of this 2931-nucleotide messenger RNA. It is a transcript of the gene paqr3a, whose product is annotated as progestin and adipoQ receptor family member IIIa. Gene Ontology annotation, cellular component: membrane. The record is from RefSeq and is a predicted model, not a curated record. Lineage: Eukaryota; Metazoa; Chordata; Actinopteri; Perciformes; Eleginopidae. Gene Ontology annotation, molecular function: signaling receptor activity.
CAGUCUUCGGGCACGUUAGAGGGGUCCGUUGCUGAUGACGUAUCUGGUGAUUUGGAAGAUGUUGUAGCAGGAACUUUAAUAUACACUGCGUUGUUUUAAUCUUAAUGUUCACAUACGUAGACAAAUGCGUAGUACGUACUAUAAACCCCAAAAUGGAACCAACUGCACAUAUACAAAACUGAAAGCUUCAGGUCAGACUGCAGCUAUGCCUCAGAAACCACAAAAGAGCGCCCAGACGGCACACUACAUUGAGCUGGGAAGUUAUCAGUACUGGCCCGUGCUGGUACCCCGCGGUAUCAGGCUGUACACCUAUGAACAGAUCCCAGUGUUUUUGAGGGAGAACCCUUACAUCACAGAUGGAUACAGAGCCUACCUGCCCUCCAGGCUGUGCAUCAAAAGCCUCUUCAUUCUGUCAAAUGAGACGGGGAAUAUCUGGAGCCAUCUGUUGGGCUUCCUGCUCUUCUUCUUUGUCGGCGUGUACAACAUGGCCUCAGUGCUGCCGGCCAUCGGCGCCUCCAAAGAGGACUACGUCAUCUACUCCAUCGGAAUCUUCUGCUUCCAGCUGUGUAUGCUGUGCUCGGUGGGUUAUCACCUGUUCUGUUGCCAUCGCUCGGAGAAGACCAGCCGCCGCUGGAUGGCGCUGGACUACGCCGGAGUCUCCAUCGGCAUCCUGGGCUGCUAUGUACCUGGAGUCUUCUACACCUUCUACUGCAAUAAUUACUGGCGGCAGGUGUACCUGGUGACGGUGCUGGCCAUGAUCGUGGCCGUGUUCUUCGCUCAGAUACACCCCCAUUACCUCAGCAAGCAGUGGAAGCAGAUGCGCUCGCUCAUCUUCUGCCUGGUGGCGGGGUACGGCCUCAUCCCCACCCUCCACUGGAUCUGCCUCACCGGGGGCUUCUCCUCCGAGCUGGUCCAGGCUUUUGUUCCUCGGAUCCUGGGGAUGUACUUCAUCGCUGCAUUAGCACUAAUUUUCUACGUUUCAAAAGUUCCUGAACGCUACUUCCCAGGUCAGCUCAACUACCUGGGCUCCAGCCACCAGGUGUGGCACCUGCUGCUGGUGCUGAUGUUCUACUGGUGGCACCAGUCGUCCUGUUUCAUCAUGGCGUACAGACACAGCGAGCCCUGCCCGGGCGCCCCCCACCACGCCUAGGAUGCCGCUGUGCACAAUGGGAUAUCUGACUAUGUUUAACUUUGCUGAACGGCUGCAGCGUAUUCCAGCACGCUCAGAUGGGAGACCCCAGAGACAGGCCUUCAGUCCAUCUCAGUGUCCUCACAGAUGCACACGCUCUUACCUGUCAGUGUGUCGGCCCCCUGCCUGUGGAGGAAACAUCAGAGGGGGCUCCCUUAAGGAUAGAAGGGCACAGUGUGUGUUCAUAGGGCAGGACCUCUGCAGGAUGUAGCUUCAUUUCUUACCACUUUAUCACCACCAAACCGUGUGUCAAUCUACAAAAGCAGCUUUAAAUCAUUAAGGUGGCAAGCUUAAGUAGCAUUUCCUUUUUCCUUUUUCUUUGCCCAACUUUUAAAAUGAAUCACCUAUUUUUAAAGAUUUGUAAGCCAGUGAUUCUCAAAAGCAUUUUGCGCCCCAAAACUAUUCUGAGUAUAUUUCCGUUUGAGGAUGCUUUCAAAACAUCUUGUUCUGGCUGUUUCAAUCAAACUAAUUACUUAUUAAUUCAUGUUUGGUUAGAAAACCAAAGACACAUGUUCUCUUCAUCAGUGUGUGUCAGGGUGUGCUCAUGUUGUCCUUCAGUGUGCAUCAUCGCUGUUUCUCACCGCUGUGUGGGACAAUCAGCUGUUUGAGUCCCAGGACUGCACAUAGACUUACUCUAUGAACAGCUACUACAAACAAUCAUAAACUGCAGAUGUGUCAGUGCCGGGUCUCUGGAUUUAAAGUAUUUAUUGUAGGUGAAUGUAUAGCUUUAGUUUUUAAACUGACAUUUAUGUUGACUACUGGAAUGUUAUCUUAAAGUGUUUAAGCCAAGGUUAUUAAACAAAUGAGCAGAAUACCCAAUCACCCACCAGAUAAAAGUAUUGGUUUAUUCUAACAUUUCUCCCUCACAUCUUUAUUGUAUUAUUAUAAAAGAAAAACAGCUGAGGCUUAUUAGAACAGAGUGGUCAGUUUUGGGUGUUAAACGGAGCUCUAUCCUCUCUGAUAGUGAGACUUUUUUAGUGGAUUCUAAAGAUCUUUCAAGUGAACUGAUAGAUAUAAAUAAACAUCCAUAACGUUUAAAAUAAUGUUUUCUACAGAAGUCAGACAUACUAAUUUAAGUUAUUAUUUUAAUUACUUUGUACUUUGGGAGUUUUGUUUUUAUGGAUUCAAGCACUGAUGUUAAAUGUUAAAUAUCUGUAUCCACAUGCAUUGCAGUUCAUAUUGCAACUGCAACUUUAAUCUACAAUGUGUAGCAUUGUUAGUACAUUUGUCAUUUGAAUAGUACGACUUUGUGUUUGAAAAAAGCUUUUUCUUCCUGAACUGUCAUUACCCACAGUGUUUUUUUCUGACACAAUAACCUUUUCUCUGGCGUAUUCAGGGUAAUGUGCAAUGUAAAAUGGCUAGAUUCUAAAGAUUCUGAAAAUCCAUGUUGGAUAAAAGUCACCUAGAGAGAAAUGAUCAAAAUGUCAAUCCUUUCAAACGUAACAGCUUUGUCAGCGUGAGUCUUAGUGUUUGAAACAUGGUAUUUAAUCACUAUAGUCCAGUUAAAUGUUAACAAUUCAAUUUAGGAAUCAAAGUCAUUUUUUGUGAUGGUUAAUGUUUUUAAGAAGUUCUGUGUUUAAAUUAUUCAUUAUGGACCUGCUCUUGCGUGGUUUCUCUGGAACAUUUUGUCUUUGAUUUGAAAGGCUCUUAGACUCAUUUUGUAGCAGAAGAACUUUUCUACCUUGACUUUUCAUAUCAAACUGCUGAACUUAACUCUAAAUAAAAUGUUUGAAAGUGUAAAA